UGAUUGGAAGGAGACCAGAGAACCUGCAUCAGGCUCAAACUCACUGAAAAAUAGACAUGAAUCCGUCAGUGCUCCACUACGUAGUGCUGAAAAUAAACCAUUCAGCUGCUCAGUCUGUGAGAAAGCUUUUUCACUGAGUAGAAAUGUAAUAACACACAUGAGAGUCCACACAGGAGAGAAACCCUUUAGCUGCUCAGUUUGUGAUAAAGCUUUUUUACUGAAUACAGAUUUAAAGAGACACAUGAUAGUCCACACAGGAGAGAAAGCACACAGCUGCUCAGUCUGUAAGAAAGCCUUUUCACAGAGUGGAAGUUUAAAGGCACACAUGAGAGUCCACACAGGAGAGAAACCACACAGCUGCUCAGUCUGUAAGAAAGCUUUUUCACAGAGAGAACAUUUAAAAAAACACAUGAGAGUCCACACAGGAGAGAAACCAUACAGAUGCUCAGUAUGUAAGAAAGCUUUUUCACUGGGUGAACAUUUAAAAAAACACAUGAGAAUCCACACAGGAGAGAAACCAUACAGAUGCUCAGUCUGUAAGAAAGCUUUUUCACAGAGUGAACAUUUAAAAAAACACAUGAGAGUCCACACAGGAGAGAAACCACACAGCUGCUCAGUCUGUGAGAAAGCUUUUUCACAGAGAGAACAUUUAAAGGCACACAUGAGAGUCCACACAGGAGAGAAACCACACAGCUGCUCAGUCUGUCAGAAAGCUUUUUCACAGAGUGAAUAUUUAAAACAACACAUGAGAGUCCACACAGGAGAGAAACCACACAGAUGCUCAGUCUGUAAGAAAGCUUUUUCACAGAGUGGAAGUUUAAAGGCACACAUGAGAGUCCACACAUGAGAGGAAAUAUACAGUUGCGAUGUUUGUGACAAAAUAUUUAAAUGGCGUAAUCAUUUCAAUUAACACAAAUGUGUUGGUCGUCAGUCCUCACAGCUUAAUGAAAUUCAAACUGCGGAUAACUGAGAGGCAGAACUUCCAAUCAGCAGCUCAGCUGAACACAUGGAAACAGAAGCUGAUGGAGAGGACAAUGAAUAAGUCUUAUGACAGUUCACACAUGAGAAAAAUCUGCCUGACUGGAUCAACAUUGUUGCACAACAUUCAUAUAAGACUUAAUUGAACUCUAUCUUUAUCAACAUAAGUGGACAAUAUGUUUAAUGUUUUUGUCAUACUGAUUUUCUGAUUUAUACGUUAACCACUGACUUUUGAUUAACCAUUUUAUUGUGGAUUGAGGGCUCCAAGUUUCCAUAUACAGAUAUAGGAUGAUUUGAUGUAUUGUUCUUUAUUUCUAAAUGUUUUGUAUCAUUGCUAUCCUGUUAAUAAACCCUCUUUUACAUAAAUA
This is a messenger RNA of Trematomus bernacchii (emerald rockcod), 1346 nucleotides long. RefSeq names its product zinc finger protein 570-like. The record is from RefSeq and is a predicted model, not a curated record. The coding region runs from base 158 to 847 and encodes 229 amino acids. The transcript has a single exon. Lineage: Eukaryota; Metazoa; Chordata; Actinopteri; Perciformes; Nototheniidae.